AUGAAGUUUACCUACAUUAUGACAAUUGCUUUUGCUGUAGCAACUGUUUCUGCAAGAUUUACUUACACGCCAGCAAUAGCUGAUAUUGACACUACUUUCAAUAAAGCCCCUCUGACAGCAAGAGACAACAAUUAUCGAAUUGAUGAAUAUCGCAUUACUGAUGCUUAUGAUCGUAACAAAAAGGUAGUUGCUGAUGCUAUUCGCCGCCGAGCUUACCGUAAUCAACUUCUCAACCGUCGUUUUGAGCAAACUGACGAUGAAGAGGAAGAUGAAGAAGAAGAGGAUGAAGAGGAAAAUGAUGAAGAAGAGCCAGAUGAAGGAAGUGGCAGCAGUUCAUCCAUUGUAAGCGCAGUAGUUGCAAAAGCAGUUGACGGUUCAUCAUCCGGUGAUGCAGGCAGUGUUGUUACUCAAGGAACAGAUCUAUCGUCAGCAUUAUUAAAACGCCAAAAUGGUCCUAAUGCAUUGUCACAUCCUUCAGUUACUGCAGAAGUUGAAGAUGAAGAAAACGAAGACAAAAACGAAAUAGAUGAAGAAGAGCCCGAAGAUGAAGACAGUGAUUCAACAAUAUCAUCAACCACUGAUAAAAAUAAAGUAGUUGACGAUAAACACAGCCUUAUGAAGCGAUGCAAUGACAAGAAGCACAAGCAUAAGAAGAAUGGUGAUCAAAAUAAAACCAACGGAAAUAAUUCGGAUGAAAAAAAUGUAAAUGAUACAGACCACGAUGCUCAUAAGGAUGAUUCUACGGACAAUGACGGUAAUAACGACACAGAAGAAGACGUUAAUUAUGUUGCUGAACAGGACGAACAAGAUAAUGAUGGCAAAUUAGCUGACAAUGACGAUGACAACAAAGAGAUUGAUUACUCCCAUGAUCUUGUCGGGUAUGAUGAAGAUGUGAAUGAAAAGGGAAAGAAGAAAUGUAACUGCAAGAUUACUAAGAAGGCCGGGAAAGUCAAAACUGCUGAUUUUAGUGAUUUAACUAAGGAAACCUCUGUUAGCAAUGACGAACGUGAUGUUUAUGAAGUUGAGGAUCCUGAUGAACAGGCAACAAAAGAAGAUGAAAAAUUAGCAUUGGAUUACGAAGAAGAUUUGGAAAGCGAAGAGCCGGCAUCAGAAUAUGAAAAGAUAACACUAGAGGACGAAGAGACAAGCGACCUUGAACUUAUCCUUGACUAUGAGAAAUAUGUAAAAGAUAGCCAAAUUGAAGGGGUGUCCGAGAAUAAUGGAGACCUUCUAGCCGAUAAAGAUGUACAGGAAGAUGCAGACGUUCAAACAGAAGGUAACAGCUUAGAAAAUGACGAUAUGUGUUCUGAAGAUGGCAGUGAUGAUGAGGGAAACAAUGACGAAAACGAAGACGAAGAUGAAGAUGAAGAUGAAGAUGAAGACGAGGAUGAGGAAGAGGAAGAGGAAGAGGAGGAUGAGGAAGAGGAAGAAGAGGAUGAAUAA
Mycotypha africana is the source of this 1443-nucleotide messenger RNA. RefSeq lists its product as uncharacterized. The transcript has a single exon. The coding region runs from base 1 to 1443 and encodes 480 amino acids. Lineage: Eukaryota; Fungi; Mucoromycota; Mucoromycetes; Mucorales; Mycotyphaceae. The record is from RefSeq and is a predicted model, not a curated record.